AUGUCGACUUCAUCCACACCAUUUUCGAAAUGGUUUAUGCUACUGAGUAUCAUGCUUUUAUCUCAUGGUGCCAUGGGCCAGAGUAAUGCUAUGAAUACUUCGAUACAGAGUGACCCUCAUUUUAUCGGAUGGUACAUGGGACCUUCAACAACCCAGGCAUUAACAGACCCCGAGACUUGGACUACCUCUGGGAACUAUGCGCGCGGUUGCUCUAAAGGUGCUUGCGGCUAUGCCACAGAUUGUAUAGGCAAUAGUAUCACCUAUGAUGAUGGUAAAACAUCUUCAUGCAAUGUAUGUCGUACCAUGACCAUCUUCCAAUCAGCACCAUACGCAUCACCUUCGGCGAGCAAUAUCUUCUGCGCAGAAUAUUGGGUCGCCUUCACUGUCUUUCGCGAAUUAGCAGUAUCAACCACUAGCUCAAGUAUGGACCCACAUACAACAGCCAAAAAGCGAACAUAUGAACUGACUGCAUCCCCAGAAUCUUCCACUAUUUCCACAUCUUCCCGCACAAGUGUCCUAUCUACCACAGUACCAUCCACAACCGGCUCAUCCUCAAACAAUUCCCCAACAACGGCUGCACCUACAGUUGCCGCAUCGACCACAGCCACCCAAGCCGGUGAUUCGCAGACCGUGACUAGUCAGAGCCAAGGCUGGAUUGCAGGAGCUGUAAUCGGCUCUGUUGCGGCCACCGCAAUAAUUGCGGGUCUUAUUGGAUGGUUCGUAUACCUCCGAAAGAAAGCGCAGCAAUUAUCCGUAAAGGAAGAGUCUAUCGCUAGACAGAGUCUCCCUUACCAAAAAAGCACCCACAAGGCACCGCAAGAGAUAGAUACGGCUUCCAACCCUUCAAAUCCAUUUGUACAUGAGCUCAGCUCGUACGGCUACAAAUAA
Molecule: messenger RNA, 888 nt
Organism: Penicillium crustosum
Lineage: Eukaryota; Fungi; Ascomycota; Eurotiomycetes; Eurotiales; Aspergillaceae
Exons: 3
Coding region: 1-888 (295 amino acids)
Source: RefSeq, a predicted model, not a curated record